GGCACUCUGCAGCGAGAGAGACAGAUGGCCGGACAGAGAGACAGAUCACUGAAGAUAUUUAGUCCCUCUCUGAUAGUCUCCAUGCUAAUAUCAAUACGCCCCCUCUGCGGAUACCUCCGCCCCUUCUAUUAACCCCUUGUCCCCUGCUGACCUGGCUGCCAUGGCUCCUGCUUACCGCAUUGUUUGCGAAGAGGAUACGGGGCUUGAUCCUCCCACUGACUUCACCCAGGCGUGGAAGCCUGCUCCAGGCUCUCCGGUGAUGCAGAGGGUGUGGAUGUUCUGAUUUACCGUGAACAACGCAUGUCAGGAGGCCAUUCCCUGCCUGUGCCCACGCGCUGGCUGUGCGUGCUGAGGCAAGGCGAACCGAGUGUGCAUUGCUCCAGUGAGCAGGAAGGCUGUGUGACACGGACGCUUUGAAGGCACCGGCAUGGCCGACCAGCUGACGGAGGGGCAGAUCGCAGAGUUCAAAGAAGCCUUCUCCCUCUUCGACAAGGACGGGGAUGGGUCCAUCACCACCAGCGAGCUGGGGACCGUCAUGCGGUCGCUGGGGCAGAACCCCACCGAGGCCGAGCUGCAAGACAUGAUCGGCGAGUUGGACGCAGACGGCAGCGGCACGGUGGACUUCCCCGAAUUCCUGUCCAUGAUGGCGAGGAAGAUGAGGGACACGGACAGCGAGGAGGAGAUCCGGGAAGCCUUCCGGGUGUUCGACAGGGACAAGAACGGCUACAUCAGUGCGGCGGAGCUGCGGCAUGUCAUGACCAACCUGGGCGAGAAGCUGACGGACGAGGAGGUGGACGAGAUGAUCAAGGAGGCCGACAGCAACAGCGAUGGGCAAGUCAACUACGAGGAGUUUGUACGGAUGAUGACGGAGAAGUGAAGAACUGACUUUCCUGGUACCGCAUUCACUCAUUCAUUUGCUUCCUUUCACUGUAAUCUACCGGUCAAUGGUCCGUCCCCUCUUGCCCAAGGCCUGUGCAUGUCUUUGCUGUUCUGUUGGUUUCUUCCCCUGUAUUCUAUUACUUUAUUCUAAAGGCUGGCUGUGACUUACCCUGUUUGUUAGCUAAGCCCUGUGGCUCAUCUGAAAUUUAGCGUCUCUGGUUACACACCUGGUUUAUGCCUCUUGCAAUAAUUAGGUUUCCUUUAGACUAGGCAGCAUGUGGCGUUGGAGCUUACGUGUCCCAAGGACAGUCAACAAAUGGGGCCCGAUCCUUCCGGCCCUUACUCCUGUUGACAUCAGUGACUGUCCCUAGGAGCAGGGAUUCCUCAACAGGGCUGGGGUUUUGCAAGAUCACGUCCUUGGCAAUUUGCACAGACUUUCAAGCCAGAUCCAGACCCUGCCUCUGCCAUUGGGUCCAUGCAAGCAGACCCUCACUCUGAAGCGGGGCCCUGCUGAAGUCACUGGGGUUCCAUACGGGCACAAGGGUUCACUUGCAUGGAUAUGGAUGCGAGACUGGGGCUGUGUGCUCAUUAUUAGUUUAAAAAAAAAAAAAAAAAGGACCAAGUCACAAAUGGGGGGAGGGAUAGCUCAGUGGUUUGAGCAUUGGCCUGCUAAACCCAGGGCUGUGAGUUCAAUCCUUGAGGGGGCCAUUUAGGGAUCAGGGGCAAAAAUUGGGGAUUGGUCCUGCUUUGAGCAGGAGGUUGGACUGGAUGACCUCCUGAGGUCCCUUCCAACCCUGAUAUUCUAUGAUUCUAUAAAUCUUGUUCUUGAUCUGGAAAUUCCUCCCACUGCCCCCCCACCCCGCAACCUCCCCGGAAUUCUGGGACACCUGUUGUGAGGGUUGGGUUCACACCCGCAGGCACUUGCCUAAGGGGAGUUUCACUGUGAUCUUAGCUGGUGUCUGUCUGUCUGAGUUUGUCUUUGUGCAGCACAGAAGUGGAUUCUGCUGGUCUGGGUAGAAGAGUCACAAUGCAGAGGCCAGAUUCCAUUCGAAUUUGAACCCUAGACACCAUGAACAAAGACGAGCGGUUGGCCUCCCCUAAGAUUUGCCAGUGGCCUGAAUUGCAAAAUGAGGACUGACUGCAGGAGCUUCUAUAGAAAUUUUCUCCAAGGAAUUUGUGGCCAGCCUGGGAAUAUAUCCUAAAGAAAUCUUUGUACUGCUGGCACUGCGUCUGUCUUAUUCCUGAUGGUACAAACCUUAAGGGAAGGGGAGAGGAUAGGCGAAUAAGUUAGAUGCUCAUUUUCUCUCAGGGGUUAUUUGCCUUUUAGGAAACAGGAAAUUUGGCCGUUAAGGAUGCACACAGUGGAUAGCUACAUCUGCACUGUGACUACCAUUUGGGCGACGUUGCAGUUCCCUUCAGACGUCGUCCAUUCAAAUGGUUAUCAAAACACUGGGAAGCGUAAAGCUGUAAUUCUGCAAAACGGGUGUCUUAUUCAGGUGCAAGGCUGGCCAUUCAAACUGGGGCCCCUUUGCUUUUCCAAGGAGAGAACGUCACAGUGGGACUCCCUGGGCUUUGGAUCUCAUGAUAUAGGGUGACAUUCCAUGUGCAGAACACCACAAAAAGGCUUAUAAGUCAGGUCCCACUUAAACUCAGAGGCCCUGAUCCUGCAAAUAAUUAUGCAUGGGCUUUACUCACAAUAGAGUAAAUUUGCAAGUCAAUGGGACUAGUCGUGUGGUUAAAGUUAAGCCGGGGUGUAAAUGUUUGCAGAGCGGGGUCUAUAAGGCAAAAUGGGAUGUAAGUGGCACAUAGGUCUCCGUGCAGGAAUUUCACCCCCUGGGAACACCAGGAAUGCUGCUGGAAUCCUAAUUACCUGCCAAGCAUCAUAGACGUGCUGUUAGAAUCCACUGUGUUCACCUUUUUUCUGUAUACCGCCAGGCUUGCCCCAGAAAAAUAUUUCCUUCUGUUGUGCCUCUGUGUCCAUUUUCUGUAGCCGAUCGUUUUCAAAAGGAUCAGCUUCUGGUGCAAGCUCCCCCUCCGCUAGUCCAAGUGGUAGCUUUGUUUUCAAAUAAAGGAAUGAUUAUUUGCUUCCAGAGAA
This is a messenger RNA of Chelonia mydas (Green sea turtle), 2974 nucleotides long. RefSeq names its product calmodulin, striated muscle. Lineage: Eukaryota; Metazoa; Chordata; Testudines; Cheloniidae. Gene Ontology annotation, molecular function: enzyme regulator activity; calcium ion binding. The record is from RefSeq and is a predicted model, not a curated record. The transcript has a single exon. Bases 428 to 877 code for a protein of 149 amino acids.